AUGCUUCUGCUCCGUGGUCCCUCCGACUCUUGCUCUUUCGAUCGGCUCUUCGAUGAGCUCUCUCGCGGAUCCGUCCAGCUGCCCUACUGGAGAGACGCCGAUCACAGCUCGUUCAACUUCUCCAACACUGUCGGAGAGGUAGGAUACUGAAUUUUUUCAUUUUUUCAAAUUUUAUUCUUUUCCAGAUCGUCAACAACGACUCCAAGUUCGCUCUGCAACUCGACGUCUCCCACUUCAAGCCCGAGGAGAUGAAGAUUGAAUUGAACGGGCGUCAACUCAAGAUCGAGGGAGAACAGGAGACGAAAUCGGAGCACGGCUACUCGAAGAGAUCCUUCUCGAAGACGAUUCUGCUUCCGGAGGACGCCGAUCUGGCAGCGCUCAAGUCGGCCAUCUCCAACGACGGCAAACUUCAGAUCGAGGCUCCGAAGAAGGCGAACGGCGCUUCCAGAUCUAUCCCAAUCAACUUUGUCCACAAGCACUGA
Molecule: messenger RNA, 482 nt
Organism: Caenorhabditis sp. 36 PRJEB53466
Lineage: Eukaryota; Metazoa; Nematoda; Chromadorea; Rhabditida; Rhabditidae
Source: the annotation of a GenBank genome assembly